UUUAUCUCUUUUAAUGUCACGACAAGAAGAAGAAAACAUUCUCAAUACCAGUUUUUCUGCGUAAUCAGAUCGAUAUGCAAUUGUUUUUUUGCAUCGCGUGCGUCAAAUUUAUUUCUCAUAAAUAAAAGAUGAUCGUCACAUAGCAGAUAAAUCAAGUGCAUCCUGAGUGAAGGGAGUAAAUCUUUAAUUUAUUCCAGAUAGAAACAAUAAGUGUAAAUCUAGUUUUUUUUUUAAUUGUCAAUGUCCGGUGCAUUACUAUAUAAGUGGGGUCAACAUCAAGGACUCCAUGUAAUCAUUGUUGAUAUUCGUCCGGGGUACGCUGUGAAGAUGAAGCUUCUGGUUGCAGUUAUUGUAAUGGUUGCUGUUUUCUGUACAGUAUCAUAUGCAUUUUCCAUCGAUGCUCCUGUCCCAUACGGUUUACAAAGAAGGAUAGUAUCAGGAAUAACAAGAGAGAGAAGAGAAACAAAGUCCCAAGAGCUACCUAGAGAAGCAGAGCGAGAUCUAGAGUUAUCUGAAAGUGCUUACGCCCCAUAUCCAUACUAUCCAUAUUUUUACCCUUAUUCCCACUAUUAUCACUAUCCAUAUGUUCUGGUCGGCAAAUGAAAUAUAUCACAACUAACUAAGUUGUCAUAGCACUGAAUGUUUUUAUGUGUAACUAAUUUAUUAUUUUUUAGAAUAGUUCACUUUAACUCUGACUAAUAAAUCAUUUUCAGGAAAU
Molecule: messenger RNA, 718 nt
Organism: Acanthoscelides obtectus
Lineage: Eukaryota; Metazoa; Arthropoda; Insecta; Coleoptera; Chrysomelidae
Source: the annotation of a GenBank genome assembly